Molecule: messenger RNA, 604 nt
Organism: Emiliania huxleyi CCMP1516
Lineage: Eukaryota; Haptophyta; Isochrysidales; Noelaerhabdaceae
Exons: 2
Coding region: 30-515 (161 amino acids)
Source: RefSeq, a predicted model, not a curated record
UCAAUAAUGUAACCUUCCGUUCAAUCCGCAUGAUCGAGAGCGGCAAGGGAAUCUACAUCAAGUCCAACCCCGAGUGCGGCAUCGAUGAGGUCGCGGGAGCCCCAAAGGCGGCCAUCAUCUCAAACAUCCUCUACGAGGACAUCCUCAUCGACCGCCCGCGCUGGUGGGCCAUCUGGAUCGGGCCGCAGCAGCAGCACGAGCCGCACUCGUCGCUCGGCCUAAAGUGCGCCCUCGACUACCCGCUCUCGCGCCACUGCCCGACGCAGGGCUGCGUCACCUUUGCAAACAUCACGCUGCGCAACGUCCACAUCGAGCGUCCGCUCAUCUCUCCGGGCGUCAUCAAGGGCAACGCGACCAGCCCAAUCACCGGGCUCGCCUUUGACAACGUGACGGUCUCGCGUCCCGGCCGAUUCCCCUUUGGCGCGAGCUACGAGUGCGAGCACGCCUCUGGCCGCGCCGUGGGCUCGUCGCCGCCGCCGGCCUGCUUGCUGCCGGGAGUCCUGAGUUCUUGGUAGGAGUUGCUGGGUACUGCAUGCGUGUUGCGAGAAUGGAGAGUUGGAGAUGGAUCAUGGAUUGGGGAGAGGGUACAAGGCUAUUUUCGAUC